AUGGAAGUUUUCGCAAGAGUGGUGGGGGUUUUUUAAUUUCGAAAUUUCCCCCUAAUCUGAGCAAUCAUUCAGAAUCCUCUAUCAUUUGGAACAAGUUUCGUCGUUUUCAUUGAUCGUCGCGAUUCAAUUUUUCCCUAUGAAAUCGACAUGAUUAUUUUGUGUAAAUUUGUUUUCUUGAAAUCAAAAAUCAUUCCAAGAUUUCCAGCCAUAGCUUGCGGAUGUUGUGGAGUUACAAUGUAUACUUCAACAAUUCAUUUCAUUUUUCGAUAUUGGGCGAUUGAAAGGUGAAGUUCACCUUUUUUUCCACUUUUUUUCAUUAUAUAAAAAGUUUCAGAAAAGGAAGGCUGAACUAUUUCAAAGGUUAUUGGAUGAUUUUCUGGUUAUCCGUUCCAAUUUUCAUGGGGGCUCUUUGGACUUUUGUUAUCUAUUUUUGUAUGCAAUUAGAUCAAACAGCAAUAGACUACAUUAGGUAAGAGAAAAUUAAUGAUAAUUCAGAAACAAUAAAAAAUUCCAGCCCGAGUUUGAUGAACUCUUAUGGUCUUGAAAUCAGUGAUACUGCGAUCGUUGGAGCUUAUUUCUAUUCUCCAAACAAAAUACAAUUUUAUAAAAAUUUGUGUGGAAUGUCAGUUUUAACAUUGACAAUGGUCUUAUCGAUUAGUAUUAUGGGUUAUUGUGGAAUUCGGAUUUUUCGAAAAGUUCGGAAGAUCUACAAAAAAGGAGGGGCUCGAGGAACCAAAAAGUUGCAAGCUCAACUCUACAAAGCGCUAGUUGCUCAGGUUAGACUUUGUACCCAAUCGGGAUUUGAUUGAUUCUGGAUUUCAGACAAUUCUCCCGCUGUUUCUUGUUUUUAUACCAAUCGGCUGUGUUUUUUAUUUUCCAUUGAUUUUAAUUGACAUUGGAAUUUAUAGUCAAAUCCCGAAUGUUACAGUAGCGAUCUACCCAAUUUUUGAGCCACUUCCUUCUCUAAUAAUCAUCGAUGAAUAUCGAAUCGGGUUUUGGAAUAUGUUGAAACUCAGGUUUAUUCGGGAUAAUCAAGUGGAACCUGAGAGGCGGACGGUUUCAGUUUCUUAUGAAUUACAGAGGAGAGUGAAUGAAGAAUCAAGAACCUAA
This is a messenger RNA of Caenorhabditis angaria, 1110 nucleotides long. NCBI's taxonomy places the organism in Eukaryota, Metazoa, Nematoda, Chromadorea, Rhabditida, Rhabditidae. The record is from the annotation of a GenBank genome assembly.